UGCGUGCGUGUCUGUGUGCGCGCGCGCGCGUGUGUUUUAUUGCGAGUCCGUCGGUGCGUGCGUGCGCACACGCGCGCGUAUAAAUAUCGGCGCUCUCGCCCCGCCGAACCUCGCGGUGUACCGACUGGUGGCGGGCGCUCCCCGACCGCGACUCACACGGCGAACGCGCAUCGCCACCGCUCCCCUGCCGUCUUCACCGCGUCUCCCUGCUGCGUCUCCCUGCGCCUCUCUCACAUUUUUAUUUUUAAUUUCCCCUGCACAUCUGCAUCUCCCUGUAUCGUCUUCCCGCGCCUCCCUCCCCGUGCAUCCAUUCCCUCAUCUCCUCUCUCCGCCCCCCCCCCACUCCGCUCCACAACCCCGGAUCGCGUGGGAGGAGGAAAUCCGUGAACGUCCGGAGACCCCCCCCCUCCACCCCCUCCAACGACUCGCGACCAAAAACGAGGCGCUGGUGUCACCGAAGAGGCGAACGACAUGAGCGACAAUCGAGGAAUGCCAGGGCGGCCCAGGGGAGGCAUGGGAGGCCGCGCCUUCAGCGAGGUCGGGGAGCGAUGGGGGGGCUCCCCAGACCGACACCCGGGCGCACUCAGGAGCAGGGCUGCGAGUGAGGACAGAUUCGGGGGCCCCCCACCCGAGCCGCCGGGCCCCACCCUCCCGCAGGUAGAGCUCACGGAGGAGGAGAGGAGAAUCAUCCAGGAGGUGAUGACGCGAGCAGAGCGCAUGGAGAGCCAGGAGCAAGAGCGAAUAGGGAUGCUCGUGGAGAGGGUGGAGGGGCUGCGUCAGACGGCCGCGGGGGGCCCCACGGCAGGCGGCGAGGGGGGCUGCUCGCUCUGUGGGGGGGCGCUGGGGACCGGCGACUCGAGCCGCGUCUGCCACGACUGUAAGAAGAGCGUGUGCGGGAGGUGCGGGGUGCAGACGUCGACUCGCAAGCAGAGCCGCGUGUGGGUGUGCCGUCUGUGUAACGAGCAGCGGGAGCUGUGGAAGCGCUCAGGCGCGUGGUUCUUCAAGGGGCUGCCCAAGUACGUGCUGCCCUCCCAGAGCUCCCUCGCCUCUCCGAGCAGCGCCGAGGAGCUCGCCACUCCGGAGUCGGGGGGCGAGGAGCGCGUGACCCGGACCGACAGCGCCGCCGCCUUCUCCUCCUCCUCAUCCUCCGUGCAGCGCGCUCGCAGGCGCGGAGCUUCCGAAUCCCCCGGAGGGGAGGGUGAUGGGGGGGACGAGGGGUCGCGGGGGAGGGGCCAGCGGCCCCCACCGCGGCGCGGGGAGGUGACACACGGAUUGGGGGGCGCCGAAGGGGCGGGGCCGCCCGCUUCGAGGGGGGCUCGCCCCCCCGCGGCGUCGUCACGUGACCGCGCGCACGACUCGGGUCACGUGGGCGGGGAGCCCGGGGGACGAGGAGACGAGACGGCUCAUGACGUCACACGUACCUCGUCAGGGGCUCCUAGCCGCGCGGACCUCGGGCCGCCCCCCACGUCACGACCCCAACAAGGGGGUCCUGGUGCCCAGGCCCCCCCCGCGAGGGACUCCCCCUACCACACACCCUCGGGAGACCCCGGUGUCGCACAGAGGCCCGGGCAGGUGAGCGCGCGGUACUCGGAGGCCAGGCCAGCCAUGAACCGCUCGGGGGCUCCGGGGGCAGUCGCGGCGGGGGGAGCCGCAGGGGGAGCCGCGGACGGAGGAGACGCGGCGGGGAGGGACGGAGAAGCGGGAAGAGACGCGGCGGUGGCCAUGCGGGAACGAGAGCGACUCCAGCAGAUUCAGGCGGAGAGAGCGGAGCGCGAGAGGGGGGAGCGCGAGAGGGCGGCCGUGGCUGUGGUGGUGGCGGUGGCCGCGCCCGCCGCCGAGUCGGAGCGAGACGUGGAGCGAGACGAUGACAGCGGGGACUCGGAUGACAGCACUACUCUGGGCACGCUGGAAUUCACUCUGCUCUACGAACAGGCGAACAACGCCCUGCACUGCACCAUCAUCAAGGGCAAGGGACUCAAGCCCAUGGACUCAAACGGUCUCGCCGACCCUUACGUGAAGCUGCAUCUUCUGCCCGGAGCGAGCAAGGCGAACAAACUGCGCACGAAGACGCUGCGGAACACGCUGCACCCCGUGUGGAACGAGACGCUCACCUACCACGGCAUCACGGACGACGACAUGCUGCGCAAGACGCUACGGGUGUCCGUGUGCGACGAGGACAAAUUCGGUCACAACGAGUUCAUCGGGGAGACGCGGAUUCCCCUGAAGAAGCUCAAGGCGAACCAAGCUAAAAACUUCAACAUCUGUCUGGAGAGGCAACUCCCGUCUGCUCGCAGGAGCGGCACUGGGAUGGGAGGAGCGCGUGGGAUGGCUCUGUACGAGGAAGAGGGAGAUAAGAGCGAGGAGAAGGGUCAGGAGGAGAGGGGCCGCGUCCUCAUCGGCCUCCGCUACAGCAUGCAGAAGGCCGGCCUGCUGGUGACGGUGCUGCGCUGUGCUCACCUGGCCGCCAUGGAUGCCAAUGGAUACUCGGACCCCUUCGUGAAGCUGCAUCUGAAACCUGACAUGGGCAAGAAGGCCAAGUGCAAGACGAGCAUCAAGAAGAAGACCCUGAACCCCGAGUUCAACGAGGAAUUCUUCUUUGACAUCAAACACAGCGACCUCGCCAAGAAGACGCUAGAGGUCACCGUGUGGGACUACGACAUCGGGAAAUCAAACGACUUCAUCGGCGGGGUGGAGCUGGGCAUCAACGCGAAGGGCGAGCGUCUGAAGCACUGGUUUGAGUGUCUCAAGAACAAGGACAAGCGCAUCGAGCGCUGGCACACGCUCACCGGGGAGGCUCCGGGCUCCGGGGCGCUGAGCGACUGAUCUCCCGUCGCGGCAUCUAAACCCCUCUCCCCUACCACCACCACCACCUCACCCCGCCAACAUACCCCCAGCCCUUACCGAACACACCACACGGGAGUUGGUUGCCGUGGGUUCCCCCCCGCCCCUCCUGCCCUUCCCACCCCCACGUGAGGCAGGAAGGCCGCCCGGCGCCCGACUGGCUGAUGAGACCCAGGAGGUCGAACCCAGGCCAGAGAUUGCGUGCUUCGGCAAACACCGUCACUGCUCGAUGUCACACGCUGCUCCGCGCUGACAGGCGGCAGCGUUGUUGUUUACUCGCAGGAGGGGAGCUCUGGUCCACAGCUGUCUGCCAAACAUUACCGAACGUGUCACCCUUCGAGUAUAGCCGUCAAGCCGCGUUAUACGUGCCGCACGCGCCUGAUGAUUGCUAAACGCAUAGCACGUGUAAUCAACCCCUGCUCCUCCAUAGCAUGUGAUUUGGCAUUUUCUCUCCAACGAUCUUCCAUGUAGCCUGAACAGACUGUUGGGGCAAGUUGCUGUUAGCAAGUAGCAGCUAUGAAGGCCGGCACGGCACACGAGAGGGCGGGUGGCCAGGACCACGCCCGGCCGUCUUUGUCUUCCGAGUGGCGA
Messenger RNA from Petromyzon marinus (sea lamprey), 3432 nucleotides. Its product is annotated as rabphilin-3A-like. Gene Ontology annotation, molecular function: small GTPase binding. Lineage: Eukaryota; Metazoa; Chordata; Hyperoartia; Petromyzontiformes; Petromyzontidae. The record is from RefSeq and is a predicted model, not a curated record. Gene Ontology annotation, cellular component: synapse; membrane. Gene Ontology annotation, biological process: intracellular protein transport; spontaneous neurotransmitter secretion; exocytosis.